This is a messenger RNA of Gryllus bimaculatus (two-spotted cricket), 398 nucleotides long. The record is from the annotation of a GenBank genome assembly. Lineage: Eukaryota; Metazoa; Arthropoda; Insecta; Orthoptera; Gryllidae.
CGGAGGGGGGCUCUGCGCCUGGCGGCCGCGCGCCGCCUGCGCAGUUGCGAGAGACGAGGGACGAGAUGCGGAGGAUGAGGUUACUCCUGGUGAUCAUGGUGGUGGUGGCGGCGUCGACGUGGCUGAUGGCGGGCGCGUCUGCGGAGGCGGAGGCGGGCGGGGGCGGCGGCGGGCGCGGAGGGACCAACUGCAUGGAGACGUGCCCCACGCGCACGGCGCCGCUGUGCGCGCGCCAGGGCUCCAACGGAUCGCGCAAGAACUUCGCCAACCAGUGCGAACUCGAACGCUACAAUUGUCGCUUCGGGCAAAGAUUUGAAUUCCGGUCUCAGCAGCAUGACCGUCACCCCACCACCGACGGCCAUCUCGGCGGCUGGGCUCGGUGUACUAGUAAUUUGUAA